UUUCACUUUUUCUCCAUUCACCUCUAUCGGCUCGGCUUCUUCACUUUUUUUUACCCACCGAGAGAGAGAGUUCAAAAUAUUAGAAUUUCUACGGAGGACUCAUCCAUGGCAUCUUCUUCACAGGCGAAUGUCCCAUAUCUUCGUCGCGACACUAUAGACCAGACGGAGGUUGCUAUCAGCACCUACUAUAGGGAUUCACAUUUUCCGGAGCUGGUUGAAACUUUAAAUGUGGUCGGCGAACAGUGCAAUUCAGAUUUAUUGGGAAGAUUUAGAGCAUCAUGUUUUGGGCAUUUCACUGAUUGGAGGCCCGGCCCGAAGAGCAAUAAAGCCUUACACCAGAUUGUAUCGAGGCAGAUUGUGUCAGAAGACGAUGAGAUGUGCUUCUUUCUGUGCGGAGCACGAGUCAGAUUUUCUCCAGCGGACUACGCAUUAGUGACUGGGCUCAAUUUCGGGGGAUCGAGGUUCGAUGCGACAUUACAGCACGACUGCAGUCGCGUGGAGGCAUACCGACGAUUCUGCGGUGGGCGAAGCAUGACCAUACAGUCGCUCAUCAAACGCGUGUGCGAUUUGGAUCGUCGAGUGGAUGAUGAGGAUGGGAGCCUGUACCUUCGUGCUGUCCUCGUGUGUGUGGCUCACACCCUUGUUCUUGGGUUGGAUGCGCGGGUACAGCCGUAGCUUUGGGUGUUGGUGGAUGAUCUGGCUGCAUUUGAUAGAUUCCCCUGGGGCGCGUAUUCGUAUAAGAUGUUAUGCCAUUAUACGACAGAGACAGGAAAGGGCGAGAAGUAUCACUUCUACGGUCCUUCGUGGGCUUUAUAUGUCUGGGCAUUGGAGCGCGUCCCGGGCCUCGGACACAUGGUCGCAGCAUCUAGCGGUGAUCCGACAGCGCACCCUCGAUUUUUGAGAUGGACUUUCAGGGGUA
This is a messenger RNA of Salvia miltiorrhiza (redroot sage), 919 nucleotides long. RefSeq lists its product as uncharacterized. The transcript has 2 exons. NCBI's taxonomy places the organism in Eukaryota, Viridiplantae, Streptophyta, Magnoliopsida, Lamiales, Lamiaceae. The record is from RefSeq and is a predicted model, not a curated record. Bases 106 to 675 code for a protein of 189 amino acids.